AUGGUGGAAGGAACAUGGGAACAUAAUGAUACCUCGCUCCGCUUACUGUUUCAAUUCCGUUAUUGGGACUUCGUCAACGGAAGUUCAGAUUGA
Molecule: messenger RNA, 93 nt
Organism: Parastagonospora nodorum SN15
Lineage: Eukaryota; Fungi; Ascomycota; Dothideomycetes; Pleosporales; Phaeosphaeriaceae
Exons: 2
Coding region: 1-93 (30 amino acids)
Source: RefSeq, a predicted model, not a curated record